AGAUGGGCGGUCUCGCGGUUUCCGCGGCCGGAAUCGCAGGAGAGAGAGAGAGAGAGAGAGAGAGAGAGAGAGAGAAGCUUGUUUUCUCCAUCAGAGCAGGUAAGAGUUCGCAAGGAGGAUGACGAAAUCGCCUAUCAAAGCCGUUAAAAGCGAUCCUCCCUCUCUCGUGUAUACACCCAAUCAAAGUCAGUUAGUGCCUUUUGUCUUCUCUCCUUUGUAUUUUCUCUAUACACUCAACUCUCCCAAUAAAUCCCUCUUCCCCUUCUGAGAAAUUGAAGAAAAACCCAUCUCCAUCCCUCCUCCUCUCUCCAUUUCCCAGAAAUGGGUUUUCUCACAGAAACCCUUUUCUGGAUUCUGUUUUCUUUCUGUUCUGUACUUUUAAUGGCGGAAGACACUGUAAAAAAUCCAUCAACGGCCUCAGAUAGCAUUCUCUCACCAAACCCAUCUCCGCCUUCCGCUCAGCCUCCCAAAUCCAAUCUUGCUCCUUUCCGCCCGAGUAUCGCUGUCAUCGUUGGCGUACUCACCACCAUGUUCUCCAUCACAUUCCUCCUCCUCCUCUAUGCCAAGCACUGCAAGCGGUCCUCGGGUGGGGGGAGCGGAUACGGGUCAAAUACCAACUCAGGUUUCGCACCAUCCACGGCCCGGCGGAACUCGGGCAUCGACCGGGUCGUGAUAGAGUCGCUGCCCGUCUUCCGGUUCAGCUCGCUUCGUGGGCAGAAGGAGGGGCUAGAAUGCGCGGUCUGCCUCAACCGGUUUGAGCCGGCGGAGGUCCUCCGGCUACUGCCCAAGUGCAAGCACGCUUUCCACGUCGAGUGCGUUGACACCUGGCUCGACGCCCACUCGACCUGCCCGCUCUGCCGCUACCGAGUCGACCCGGAAGACGUCCUCCUGGUUGAAGAAGCAGAACCCAUCUCAAAACCGGAAGAAGAGACCGGGGAGGAGAAAGCCGGGAAGGCGAACCGGUCGCGAACCGGGACGCCGCAGCUUCAGACCGGGUUCAUUCGGGUGUCGGGCCGGCACUCGUCCGCGGGAGAGAAAUCCAGCGGCUCGCGACCGUUCGAUCCGGACGCGCGCGAGGCGUCUUUCAGGAGGUCUGUCGAUAACGGGAGUCUGAAGGGAGAGGCGGUCCGCCUCGGAUGCUUCGACCGUGCCGGACAGAAGGACGGGGCGCUGCUAACGGGCGCCGCGGGGACAGCCGACCGCAAGCGCUUCGAGCACCGCAUCAUUAUUUCGGAUGUGGGUUCGUUGCAGCGGCGUCGGUGGAGCGAUCUGAAGCCGUCGGAUCUUUUAUUCCUACGGUCGGAGAUGAUCCUGACAGACAGCGGGCGGUACUCGCUAUCCUGCGCCAGGGCGCCGUGUUCGUCAGCCACGUCAUCCAAGCACCCUCUGCAGCUGCAGUCGCAGAGGCGGGAAGACGUGCGGCUGAGCGUGGCAGAUGACAUUGAUGGAACCAGUGGCAGGAGCGUAAUAAAUUCGAGAUGCGUGUCCGAAAUCACGGGCUUGAGCAGGCUCCGCCGCGAAGAGGAGGAGAAGGCCGUGAAGAGAUGGUUGGGUUUCGAACCACGUCGUACCGGCAACAGCUAGUGUGUCAGGAAAAAAGAACUGUUGGGGAUUUUUUUUAAUCGAACACCCUUCGCUAUUCGUGGGAAUUACGAUCCUGGCACUGCGAAGCGUGAUAGAAAGGACCACGGACAGGAGCCCGGGUCGAGAAUGAGAGAAGCUUCAGCUCAAACGGUUCGAAUCACGUGACGGACCGGCACGAGCGUCUCGGAAAUCCCAGUGCGUGCACUUUUGGCAGCGAGAGAGACGCGAUUCAUACUCGCGAGAGUUGAACCUGGAUACCUUUCUUCCGACACGUUCAUGCCUGAUCGGAACCGUUCAUCGCAGUCUUCAACUAGCCUUAACCACGGGAGUAACCGACGGCUGGUAAUAAUUGGCAGGAAGUCCACAUCAUCCAACGUACGUGAUCGACCAACCUGAUUACUGGGUACUCCUAAUUUCAAGCCAGGAAAACUGUCAAGUGGGCCCCACACGAUCUGCAUGGAGCCUACAAUCGGAAUGGAGACUUGAAUAGUAAAUAGUUACUCGCGCGAGUAGAGCAGAAAUACCCCUACUUUCGAGGUGAAUUAGUGACUGCGAACUGAUUACUUUAACUUCCAAACCGGGCGUAUCGUAACGUGCCGUAUCGGCAUGGGGAGGCCUUCGUAUCGGAUCGGGUUCGAAGUAAAAGACAAAAAGAGCGUCUGUUGAGAUUUCUUUUAUAAAAAACGGCGACACAUGGGGUGUGUGUGCAUUGCAUGGGGAGCUUUGGAGGCGAUUUUCUAUUAUUUUUUAUUUUAGUAUAUUUUUUUUAUGGGGGGGACAUGGAAGGGACGUAACGUGUCGGGUGGUAUCGUGUCGGCUUCUUAGCGGAACGCCUUUGUCGGGUUCGGGGCUGGGAUAUUUUUGGUGCGUUUGGAACCGUCGUUUUCUAUUUUGAUGAGGCGUGUCUUUGGUUAGGAUUGUCGGUUGAAAAGUAAAGGGGUUCGAUAUUUAUGGUGAUAUGACUCUACCAAAAAAAAUGUACUACGUGUUUCCGUUUUUCUUGAA
Molecule: messenger RNA, 2589 nt
Organism: Magnolia sinica
Lineage: Eukaryota; Viridiplantae; Streptophyta; Magnoliopsida; Magnoliales; Magnoliaceae
Product: RING-H2 finger protein ATL43
Exons: 1
Coding region: 322-1584 (420 amino acids)
Source: RefSeq, a predicted model, not a curated record